AUGUCAUCAACGAUCAACCACCUCCACCAUCACCACCGAAUCGACGGCCAGAUUUCUCCCCUCACUUCUUCCUGCCCUCAUCUAGCCGACUUCCGUUCCCGCAACGGCGCCAAGCCCUUUCGCGCCCUCCAGGACUGCCUCCGCGUCAAACCUCCCGGCGGCCGGGCCGGGAUCCGCCGCGAACCCUCCGAGGUCCCCCGCUGCGCAGCGUGCGGCGAUUCCUCCCCAUCGAGGCUCUACGCCUGCGUCGCGUGCGCAGCCGUGUUCUGCCACGCUCCCUCCGGCGGGCCCUCCCAUGCCUCCGCUCACGCCGCCUCGAUGCCCCUCGGCGGCCACGAGAUCGCGGUCGAUGUCGAUCGAGCCGAGCUUUUCUGCUGCGCCUGCCGCGAUCAGAUCUACGAUCGCGAUUUCGAUGCCGCCGUGGUCUUGUGUCAGUCCGCCGCGCUCAAGUCCGCGAUCGCCGUCCAGUCGUCGGGGAACCCGGAGAACAUGCGGAAGCGGCGGCGGGUAGAUUACCGUCCCUGGUCGCCCGAUGUUCGCGAGCGUUUGCUGAUGGAUAAUGGAUCGAGCGUGUUGGAUUGCGAGAUCGAUCGGCCUCGAGGGCUUAGAGGGCUGAACAAUCUGGGGAACACUUGUUUUAUGAACUCGGUGUUGCAGGCCUUGCUGCAUACUCCGCCGUUGAGGGACUAUUUCUUGAGUGAUCGGCACAAUCGGUAUUACUGCCAGCUGAAGAACGCGGCAACUACGGGCCGGAUCAGCAGCGGUGUCGGUGGUGGCGGGAAGAGGAAUGGUGGGAAUGGUGGUGGCGACAACAGCAAUGGGAUGAUUAAGGGUGUGAAGCUGUGCUUAGCUUGCGACGUGGAUGCGAUGUUUUCCGCUGUUUUUUCUGGCGAUCGCAAACCAUAUAGCCCCGCGAAGUUUUUGUACAGCUGGUGGCAGCAUGCGUCUAACUUGGCAAGCUAUGACCAGCAGGAUGCUCAUGAAUUUUUCAUUUCUAUGCUUGAUGGAAUCCAUGAAAAUGUGGAGAGGGAUCGAGGAAAACCCCAGAGUCCAGGACAUGGAGACUGCUGUAUUGCACACAGAGUAUUUUCCGGCAUCUUGCGGUCCGAUGUCAUGUGCAUGGCCUGUGGUUUUACGUCCACAACAUAUGACCCAUGUGUGGACAUCUCACUCGACUUGGAGCCUCACCAAGUGACAGCUCAUGGAAAGACAUCUGCUAAAUCUCAUCCAUCUUCCAAUAGUGAAGCAAACGGCUUCAGUUCGACCCAAAUCCCCACGACAUCUACCCUGAUUGGAUGUUUGGACCGCUUCACCCGACCCGAGCGAUUGGGGUCCGACCAGAAAUUCUUCUGUCAACAGUGCCAAGUGAGUCAGGAAUCCCUGAAGCAGAUGUCGAUUAGAAAGCUCCCAUUGGUCUCCUGCUUCCACAUCAAGAGAUUCGAGCACUCUCACACCCGAAAAAUGUCGAGGAAAGUCGAUCGGUACCUGCAGUUCCCUUUCUCGCUGGACAUGGCACCAUAUCUAUCUUCUUCCAUUUUGAGGAGUCGAUUCGGGAACCGGGUCUUCUCAUUCGAAGGAGAUGAUGGAGAUGACGUGGCAGCAAACGAGAUGUCCUCGGAAUUUGAGCUGUUUGCCGUGGUGACCCACUCGGGAAAGCUGGAUGCUGGUCAUUAUGUCACGUAUUUGCGGCUGAGCAAUCAGUGGUAUAAAUGUGACGACGCAUGGAUUACCAGAGUGAACGAGAAUGUGGUGAGGGCUGCGCAGGGGUACAUGAUGUUUUAUGUGCAGAAGAUGCUUUAUUACAGAGCGAGUGCCCAGGUAUGCCCAUCGUGA
This is a messenger RNA of Linum trigynum, 1833 nucleotides long. The record is from the annotation of a GenBank genome assembly. NCBI's taxonomy places the organism in Eukaryota, Viridiplantae, Streptophyta, Magnoliopsida, Malpighiales, Linaceae.